Acanthamoeba castellanii str. Neff is the source of this 3783-nucleotide messenger RNA. Its product is annotated as NADbinding domain 4 domain containing protein. The record is from RefSeq and is a predicted model, not a curated record. The transcript has 22 exons. Gene Ontology annotation, cellular component: membrane; endoplasmic reticulum. Gene Ontology annotation, molecular function: long-chain fatty acid-CoA ligase activity. Bases 1 to 3783 code for a protein of 1260 amino acids. Gene Ontology annotation, biological process: long-chain fatty acid metabolic process. NCBI's taxonomy places the organism in Eukaryota, Discosea, Longamoebia, Acanthamoebidae.
AUGAGCCUGUUUGAGCUGGUCAAGGGCAAGGUCGCCCAGGCGUGCGGCCGCGGCAAGAAGCCCAACAAGGAAGCCAACACAUUCGAAGAUGCCAGUCGCUACGGCUUUAUAACGCUACACAGGAUUCAGCUGAGGGAGCUCAUUAAGGCGCCACACGUGGCCGACACCAUCAACAACGCCUUCACCCACUACGCCUCCCGCCCGUAUCUCGGCGUUAAACGAACGCGUCAAUCAUCGUCGUCGUCUUCUUCAUCAUCGCCUUCAUCAUCAUCAUCAUCAUCAUCACCUUCGUUGUCUUCUCGUGGCGCUGCCUCCUACCACUACUUCACCUAUGGCGAGAUUCACGAUCGGGUGCGGGACUUCAGUCGCGGCCUGCGGCAAGUCAUGGAGGCCGAGCUGGGCGUACGCCACUUGUUGUCGACCGCCGGCGGCGAUGCCACGUCACCCAAAGAAAACGAAGACAAGAAACAAAAAACGAAGAAAGCGAAAGUGAAAGAGAAGAAGAGCGAGAAAGCGAAAGCGAAGACGAAGGGCGGUAAGGAGAAGGGAGAAGAGAAGGAUGAGGCGGAAGAGGCGAUCGACGGGGAAGGCGAGCAGCCCGCGAUCGGGUUGUGUUCCCUGAAUCGUAUGGAGUGGAUCGUGGCCGACUUCGCGACGCUCUUCCUGGGCUACGUGACCGUGCCCCUUCACGUCCCCUUUGAGUCCUCUCAAAAGGAGUACAUCAUCAACAACGCCAACAUUUCUGUGCUGGUGGUCGGCGGCCCACGCGCGCACAGGAGCGACGAUGACGAAGGCGAUGAUGACAGCCGAUUCGAGGUGCUGCACGAAAUGCUGGAGCUAAGUGCUACUUGUCCCUCGCUCAAGCUCAUCGUCUCCAUGGAGGACCCCACCACCGACCACCUCGAAAGAGCCAAAUCCCUUGGCCUGCGACUGCUCUCCUUCGCGGAGCUGGAGCGAUCGGGCGCCAAUCUACGCCGCAGCGAGCGCGAGUUUCGGCUGGUGCGCCGGAAGCCGGCCGAUCUUUACACGCUCAUGUACACCAGCGGCAGCACCGGGAGACCCAAGGGUGUGAUGAUUUCCUACGCGGGCUGGAACUCGAUGCUCACCAAAGGCACCAUCUCCCACGAUCCACUCGUGGUGUUCUCGUUCUCGCCGAUGGCGCACAUGUUCGACCGAAAGAACGUGGCCUUCACGCUGGUCCAAGGCGGCCGGGUCGGCAUCUUCGAGAGCGACAUGUCCCGCAUUUUCGAUGAUAUUUUGCUGGUGCGGCCGACCAUGUUCGCAUCGACCCCGCGGUUGUGGAACAUCCUCUACAGCCGCUACCAGGAGGAGCUCGCGGCGGAGCGGAAGCGCAAGGAGGCCGAGCUCGGCGGCGGCGAGCCUCGCGAGCUGACUGCCGACGAACUCAAGGCCAUCGAAUUGCCUCUCCUCGACAAAUACGAGAAGACGCUCGGUGGCAGGGUGGCGUAUGUGGUGUCUGGAGGCGCGCCCACGGCACCAGCGGUGCUGAGGUUCAUCCAGCGGUGCUUCCACCGCUCCAUGGUCUCGGAUGGCUACGGCUCAACGGAGGUGGGUGCCAUUUCGCACGACCACCGCGUGUCGAACGCCGCGGAGGUCAAACUCGUGGACGUGCCCGAAAUGGGCUACUUCGCCACCGACAAGCCCUUCCCCAGGGGUGAGAUCUAUGUGCGGACGAAAACGAUGGCCCAGGGCUACUACAAGGACCCCGAUGCCACGUCAGCCGCCUUCACCGACGACGGCUGGUUCCGGACGAAAAACAUCUUCAAGCUCGCCCAAGGCGAAUUCGUGGCGCCGGAGAAGCUGGAGUGCAUCUACCAGGAGUGCGCCAUCGUCGACCAGGUCUUCGUCUACGGCACCCCGCUGAAGGAGUACCUCACCGCUGUCGUCGUGCCCAACUUCCCGCUGGUGCGAGCGUGGGCGCAGAGCAAAGCGGACGCCUCGCUGGACGCGGCGCUCGACGACCCUCCCGCUCUAUGCGCACAUCCCGCCGUCAAACGGUAUGUGGUGCACGAGUUGUACCGAAUCGGGGCCAAGGCGGGAAUCCAGUCGUUCGAGUUCGUGCGAGGCGUCCACCUCGAGACGGAGCAGUUCACCAUCGACAACGGACUCCUCACGGGACCGCAGAAGCUGAAGCGGCAGGCGCUGAACGACAAGUACGCCUCCAUCAUGGACCAGCUCUACGACGAGUUGGACGAUCCCAUCGUCAUGCAACAGACCUUGCUCUCCAUGCUCGGGGACAUGACAGAGAAUGCGGAAAAGCUGACGCAAGAGGGCAAGGCGCUCACGCUGCGCAACCUGGGCAUGGACUCCCUCACCGCAGUCCGCCUGGUCUCUCAGCUCAAGGACCAGUACCAAGUGGAGAUGAGCGUGCAGGCGCUGUUCCAAGAGAACCUGACCGUGGCCGACCUCGCCGAGAUGAUGACCAAGGGCGCCACUUCCGAAGCCCCGCCCGAACUCGCCGCGGUCCUGCUGACUGGCGCGACGGGCUUCCUGGGCGUGUUUCUGCUGUUGGAGCUCCUCAAGCAGACCACGGCCACCAUCCACUGCCUCGUACGCGGCGACGACCCACAGACCGCACGCGCACGAUUGCUGCGCGUUCUCGAAGACGCCUUGCCCCCAGGCGAGGAGCGGGAUGGUGAUGAGUGGGACCGGGUGAAGGUGGUGUGCGGGGAUCUGUCGCGCGAGCGUCUGGGGCUGGCCGAGGAGCAGUUCGCGGAGCUGGCCAGCGGCGUCGACGCCAUCUACCACAACGGGGCCGUCGUCAACAGCGUGCUGCCCUACUCGGCCCUCAAGCAAGAAAACGUCGACAGCACCGAAUGGCUGCUGCGGAUGGCGUGCAUGAAUGAGAGGAAGGCGGUGGCGUUUUACUACGUGUCCACCAUCGGCGUCCUGUCCGCACCCGGGCCGAUGGCACGCACGCUCCGCGAGGACGACCCCGUGCCCGACCUCUUCCUCGAUAAGUCGAAGUGGGUGAGUGAGAACAAGGUGAGGGAGGCGCGCCGGCGCGGCCUCUACGCGCUGGUCUUCCGCCCUGGCCGCGUGUGGGCUCACUCCCAGACCGGCUACUCCAAUCCCCACGACUUCCUGGUGCUUGCCCUGAAGGGCAUGCUGCAGCUGGGCAGCGCGCCCCAGGUGUCGCCCGACAAUCGGCACAACCUGGCGCCGGUCGACUUUGUCAGCCGGGCAAUCGUCCACAUCUCCCUCGCCGCACGCCGCGACCACCUCACCACUCCGCCUCGCCAGCUUCUCUCCUCCCUCGUCUCUACCUCACUCGCCGCCGCUGCCGUAUCGGCGUCGGCGUCGGCGUCGGCAUCCGAGCCGUCGGAAUCGGCGUUGCCGGCGUCAACGUCGGCGUCGGCGUCGGCGUCUGAUGCGGAGGUGAUUGCGGUCAACGUGAUCAAUCCGCUGCGGUCGCCGGCCGUGGCGGAGGUGAUUGCGGCGCUGGUGGCCUGGGCCGGGGAGCGAGGCCAGCAGCGGGUGGCGGUGGUGCCCUACCACCAGUGGCUCGCCCGACUCGUCGCCGUGCCCGCCAACGCGGUCUACCCGCUGCGGCGGGUGUUCGAGGCCAGCGGCGACGAUUUCCCGGCGUCGAAUGUCGAUACGUUCCACCACGCCAACCUCCUCCGCUACUGCGUCGGCUGUCCUGGUGGUGUUGAGUGCACGGCAACGCCCGGGCGCGACCCGGUGGUUGCACAGGAGGUAACAGUUGCAGGCCUGAACGCCACAGUAUUCCCAUUCCUGGCGGCCAAGGGCGUCUUUUGA